AUGAAGUUCCAACUUUCAGCGUUACUUCUAGGCGUUGCCACCACUGCGGUUUCUGCCCAAAACAGCAACCAAACUGGUCCAUUCUACCUCCACAUCGUUGGCGGAGAGGGUAGCUCAAUUGAUGGCUACGCCGGAUCGUGCCACGCUGGAGCUGCCAUAGAAGGAGUAUGUUACGGCGCAGGAGGACUUCCCGAUGGCACCGAUAAUCACUCUUAUAUCUACUACUUCAACGAUACGCUCACUGAGGUCGACGGUGCGCCGGUCGGCGAACUAAUAUGGAAACUUCCAUACACCGACUCAGAUGGCAACAGCGCGACGGUCGAUCAAAUCCUGGGUCUGCAGUACUCUGUGAACAGCAACGUCGCCGCACCCAUGUUCGGCUUCAGCUACCCUUAUGCGAACAUCGGCUUCGACGCCGACGGAAAGUUGUUCGCCUACAACUACGUCGACGACUCGACGUUCACUCCCGGCACGAACCCCGCUCCUAGUGGCCAAGGAAAGGCGUACUACCAGUGGUAUGUCUGCUGGCAGUACUUCACGGGUUAUUAUUACCAGUCCAUCGCGUGGGUGGUCUCGGACCCCCCUCACAACCCGACUUGUGAGGCUGUUACCAUCAUCCAGGUCUUCCCCUCCUCUUAA
Hypoxylon trugodes is the source of this 639-nucleotide messenger RNA. RefSeq lists its product as uncharacterized. The record is from RefSeq and is a predicted model, not a curated record. The transcript has 2 exons. Bases 1 to 639 code for a protein of 212 amino acids. Lineage: Eukaryota; Fungi; Ascomycota; Sordariomycetes; Xylariales; Hypoxylaceae.